ACGGUGCUCUUCCUUGUAAUACUACGAACUGAAAAGGUUGAAACCUCGCGUUUGUAUGAAACGCUGGUGUAGUUGUUGUCUUGUACACCCUUUUGAGGACUUUGAUCCUAAAAUAGGCAACACGAUUACUGAAAUUAUCUGGACUUAAGCGGAUAACAAUCUAAUCAGGUCGGGGCUCAGAAAAGAUGAAUUCAAAAGUGAAGUGUUUCCUGGUGCUGCUGUGUUUGACUGGCGUGUUGGUGUUUUUGAGAAGCCAUGUGCUGCAGCGUUGCUCCUGUGUGGAUCAAAGCUGUGAUUGUUUGGAAAUAUCAGAAGAUGAGCAGUGGUUUAUGAAGCGUUUCAACAAAUCUGUUGAACCAUUUUUGACUGCGAAACACAAACUCUCCGAGAGUACGUUUAACUGGUGGAAGCGUUUACAGAGUGAAAAGGGCAGCUAUGAUGUCUACAAUAAAACAGUAGAAGAACUGUUUCAGAAGUGUCACCCCAGCCACAUGAAGCUCAGUUCUUACCACAGCAGGACGUGUGCUGUGGUAGGGAAUUCUGGCAACCUGAAGGGAUCACGUUACGGUCCUCUGAUAAAUUACCAUGAUGUCGUCAUAAGAAUGAACACUGGGAGAGUCAGAGGCUAUGAAGCUGAUGUUGGAAACAAAACAACUCAUCACAUCAUGUAUCCAGAGAGCGCCAUUGACUUGGACAGCACCACUCAUCUUGUGCUGUUUCCAUUCAAGAUUAUGGAUUUUCAGUGGCUCACAAAGGCUCUUACCACAGGAUUUUAUGGAAGGUCUUACAUGCCUGUGAGAUCAAAGAUCAAAGCUAACAAAGAUUUGGUGAUGGUGGUCAGUCCUUCUUUUAUGAAGUAUGUUCAUCAAACAUGGCUGGAAGGGAAGGGCAAGUAUCCUUCCACUGGUUUUAUUGCUGUUGUCCUUGCCCUACAUAUUUGUGAUGAGAUCCGUGUGUUUGGUUAUGGAGCUGAUAAAGAUGGAAACUGGAGUCAUUACUGGGAAAAACUUGCAAACAAACACCUGAGAACUGGAGUACAUCCUGGAGGUCAGGAGUAUGAAAUAAUCCUGAAGCUGUCAAAGCAGCUCAGAAUCCAGUUUUAUACUGGAUGGUGAUCUUUUUCUUCAGCAUCUGAAGAGCCUUGAUAGCAGGCAAUGGACCAAGCUGAGAGACCCUUAAACUCAAAAUCUACCUGGCUGACUCCCUGCUGAACACAUGAAUGUAGAAUUACCCAAAGGGAUAGCGAGGAAUGACGCCACAGGUAAAAUUAAUGUGACUGCUGUUCUUGAUGUUGUGUAUGACAGACUGAGUAUUUGCACUCAUGAUAAUGUAGGAUAAUUGUUCAAGCUGCUGUGUGCCUUAAUUUUAUUUAUUGAUUUUUCUCAAUGCUAAAACUGUCAUGAUGCCGUUCACUGUAAAGAUGAAUGUAUCACUCAAGGAAGUUUUAGCUAGUUAGACACUGAAAUUAAAACUGAGACUUUGAAAAGCAAAACAGCCAAUCAGCAACAAAUUGAUUAUUUCAUUGUUGUUAUUAUUAGUGCCUGAGACUGCUGCCACACUCCUGAAAAAGUCUUUUUUUUUCUAUUUUCAUAGCAAAGAUUCUCGUAAUGAUGGAUUGAAUUUUUAUUGAUUUUAAUUCUUUCUACUGGUGUAAAUCAGUAGGUAAUAGUUUUUUUAAUGGUUAUUCAUAGAGGGUGCCAUAAAGGACCAGGCUCUGAAGGGAUAGUUUUUAGUAUUUUUGAGGUCUUUGUUAAUAAAACGUAUACUAGCUACUGGAGAUGUUGGUCAGCUCAGCUCCCUGAGAGAAACCAGCUAGAGUACAGGCAUGAAAGCUAAGCUUUACAUGUUAGCAGAUGGGUAUAUUUGCUCCACAUAAUUCAAAUUAUUUAAGGGGAAAAAAGCUAAAAUGUGCAUCUUUAAGUAAUUUCGAUUCACUGUCCAUGUUUUAUACUUGUCCUGUUGAUACUGUGUUUUCCUAAAAUCCACUGUUUAUUUUAAAUUGCCUUUUUUUACUUGAAGCAUGUAAAAAUAUGGGAUUUUCAAAUAUCAUUUAGGAGGUAAGCUAUGUGUAAGGAUCUUAUUUCCAUAGAGGUGAAUGACAUUGACUACUAGGGUCAAUACCCUCUUCUCUGUUUGGAAAUUGUAAGAAAUUCUGUGCCUUCCUCCCUGGCAAGUACAACCUCAGAAGGACUGAUGGAUUAGGUGUAUGUAGGUGUAUUACAUAUAAAAUACCAAUUGAGUGCCUUUUAAAUUCAGUGGCGUAAUAUUCUUCCAACCAAAGUAGACACAAAAUGUGUUUUUUUUUAUUUAUCUUUGCCAAAUGUGUUUUUCUUCAUGUUUCCAUGACCAUGAUGUUUUUAUUGUGUGGAAGGACUAAAGUAAGGGUAUUGCUUACACAUGCUCUACCUCAUUAAAUAAAUUUAUGUAAUCUGC
This is a messenger RNA of Cheilinus undulatus (humphead wrasse), 2433 nucleotides long. Its product is annotated as CMP-N-acetylneuraminate-beta-galactosamide-alpha-2,3-sialyltransferase 1-like. The coding region runs from base 186 to 1115 and encodes 309 amino acids. NCBI's taxonomy places the organism in Eukaryota, Metazoa, Chordata, Actinopteri, Labriformes, Labridae. The transcript has 7 exons. The record is from RefSeq and is a predicted model, not a curated record. Gene Ontology annotation, molecular function: beta-galactoside (CMP) alpha-2,3-sialyltransferase activity.